Messenger RNA from Mercurialis annua (annual mercury), 794 nucleotides. Its product is annotated as major allergen Pru ar 1-like. Gene Ontology annotation, biological process: abscisic acid-activated signaling pathway; defense response. NCBI's taxonomy places the organism in Eukaryota, Viridiplantae, Streptophyta, Magnoliopsida, Malpighiales, Euphorbiaceae. The record is from RefSeq and is a predicted model, not a curated record. The transcript is spliced from 2 exons. Gene Ontology annotation, molecular function: abscisic acid binding; signaling receptor activity; protein phosphatase inhibitor activity. Bases 203 to 685 code for a protein of 160 amino acids. Gene Ontology annotation, cellular component: nucleus; cytoplasm.
AAAAACAACCUCCUGCUAAGAAGAAACAAAUUCUAAUUAUAAUAAACACAGCAAUUCAUGAUUUUUUUUCAGUCUAUAAAUAGCAAAUUUAGUCAUCUCCAUAGCCAAGAUCAUAAAAAAUCCCCUAUUAAUCUAGCUAUAGCUGUAUAAUUAAUUGAUUAGUAGAUAAGUUAAUUACUAUAAACAAUACUUAAUUAUAAUAAUGGGUGUGUUUUGUUACAGUGAUGAGUACACAUCUCCAAUCCCACCAGCAAGGCUCUUCAAGGCUUUAAUACUCGACUCCAACAACCUUAUCCCAAAGCUCAUGCCGCAGGUUGUUCAAAGCAUUCAAUAUGUUGAAGGUGAUGGAGGAGUUGGCAGCAUCAGGCAGAUCAACUUCCAACAAGGUCACCAAGUGAAGUAUGUGAAGAACAAAAUAGAAACACUAGAUGUGGAGAAUUAUACAUACAAAUACAGCAUGGUUGAAGGUGAUGGUUUGUUGGAGAGGCUGGAGAGUGCUGUGUAUGAAGUGGAGUUGGUGGCCGGGGCAGACGGGGGCAGCAUUAAUAAAAUGAAGAGUACUUACCACACAAAGGGUGAUAUUGUGCUUAGUGAAGAGGAGGUCAAGGCUGGGAAAGAAAAGGCUAUUGGAAUGUACAAAGUUGUUGAAGCUUAUCUCCUUCAAAACCCUAAUGCUUAUGCUUAAUUUAAUCACUUUUUCUUAAUUUUCCUUGUUGUCUUGUUAUUGUGGUUUGUUUUAAAUAAGGAUUUAUAUGCCAUUUAUGUUUUUGGGGGUUGGUUGUAAUUUUUUUUCA